Messenger RNA from Meriones unguiculatus (Mongolian gerbil), 7398 nucleotides. RefSeq names its product proline rich 7, synaptic (gene Prr7). Lineage: Eukaryota; Metazoa; Chordata; Mammalia; Rodentia; Muridae. The record is from RefSeq and is a predicted model, not a curated record. Bases 6429 to 7232 code for a protein of 267 amino acids. The transcript has 3 exons.
AAGGGGGUGCACAGUGGCAAGAGCAUCGCUCUGCUGGCCGGUCUGGGUGUGCCUGCCUCAGCACGUCGAGGGUGGGGGUGAGGGAGAGCGGCUCCGUGGGCACGAGCCGGCUCCCACGUGGCUGCAGUCGUCGCAACAGGGCUCCAGGGUGGCUGCAAACGUGGAGGCGGCCCAGACCCUAGGCCUGCGGCGCGGGGAGGCCUGGAGGUUGUAGGGUCUGGGGUCUCUGCCGGGCAACCACCAUUGUUAGUGCCACCGCUAGGGUGGUCUCCCGCUCCCUUGAAACGUGGCCUGACACGAAAUCCCAUUCUCCGGAGGUGAAUUUUCUUUUAAAACUAGGGAAGAGGAAAGAAGCUAGCCAACAUCCCUCAUGGCUAGGGCAUGUGCCAAAUCACCGGCCCGCGGUGGGCCUCUACUUGGUGUUCCUAGCCACCACUCUCCAGGGAGGGAUGGAAGCAGAGCAAAGGACCUUGCUCACCCCGGGGAGCUGAAUCCCAGGCCAGAUGGGAGCGACCCAGCUCAUUGUUUGGACCACAGUGCUCCUUUCUUGUCUGUGCACAAUGCUUUGCCUGUGUGGGGUGGCAUGGAGGUUGGCCUGCAAAGAGACCAGUGCCACACGGAGGUGCGCUGCCCAAGGGAGCUCCUCAGAUGGCUGCUGAGUCAGAGGAAAUGACCUCUGGCUCCCCUCCCGCCCUCCCCUCAUCGGGCAGUGUGCUAGACAGAGAAAUGGCCCCCCUGCCAGUAGAACCUGACUCAGCAGAUGCCAGUCCUGACCACAGGCUUCACAUGUAGCAUCCCUGAAACCACGACCUACCACCCCUAGGUUCCGUUUUCUAUUCAGUGAGGCAUCCGGGGCCCAGGAUCUGGGGCAUUUGAGGCCUUGGCAGAAGAUGCCCUUAAAUGGAUGUUACCUGGGAAGUCAGGCAGAGAGACCUGGGCUUAGUCACAGGUUCCCUUCAGUCUUUAUCUGCUCUGUGUGCGGUCUGUGUGCAUCCACAGUCCCCAAUCCUUACAGCCAGUGUGCAAGGUGCAUUUAGCAUUCCUGUUUAGAGAUAAGACUCCUGGGGCUCAGGAAGGGAAGGGAUUUGCCCCCCAAGGUCAAGCAAACUAGAAAGCAGUGGAGCUCCGUUUGUCUUGCAGGCUCCUCGGCUGACAUACCCCCUCUUAGCCAUGUGAUCCAGGCAGGAAAGACUCCCAGAGCUUGCCAGAGGAACAUUCCUAGCCUUCCUUCAUGUUCUUGCAGCGAGGAAGUUGCCCGUCUCCAGCCUUGGAGCACCUCUCCUUCCUGCUGAAUCAGCUGGCUUCCUCACAUGUAGCACAGGGCGUGCUAUUGAUAGGCUGUGUUCGUGCCUCCCUCCUCCAUUUUCUCUCUGGCUGAGUUGAAGCCUCUGUCUGGCUACCUUACCCUCUGGGAGCCUCUCAGCCCCUGCUCUCUGGUGCAUAGGCUCUCUGGCUUUUACAGCGUCUAUCUCUAAUUAUGAGACAGUCUGGCCAACACAGACCCAGACAAGUGCUAGGAACCUGUGGUUGGCCAGGCCAGCUCAGAGGCUGGGAACCCAAUGCCUCCACGGGCCACAGGGGCAAUGGCAUGAGUGAUGUGGCCAGGUUCCUGCUCAUGAGUUAAUGUCGCCACACAGCAUGUAGACUUUGUGUGUCUAGAUUAUCUAGUGUUUUUUUAGAUCAAGCAUAAAGAGUGACCUUUGUGUAAACAUUGGGAAAAGUGACUAUGGGAAAGAUUGUUAGCCAUUGGCCAAUAGAACAUUUUUGAAUUGCAUUAAAGUUGACGCCGCACACAGCCCAUAGUAAGGUGGGGGUGAUUUCUGCUGGAGCAUCCCCGUGGGGCAGGCUGCUGGCCUUCAGUUGGUCCCACCCAAGUGUGCACACUGAAGUGUUUUCACGUCCCUUGUGCCCCCACGCUUGAUUGGGCGCGUUUUGUUUCAGGUUUAUUCACUUUCUGUGCGAGUGUUCUGCCUGCACCCAUGUCUGUGCACCGUGUGUGUUUAGUGCCUGUGGAGGUCAGAAGGCAGCAGAUCCCCUGCAACUGGGGUUCCAGACCCUUGUGAACCUUUCUGUGGGUGCUGGGAACAGAGCCCACGCCCUCUGCAAAAGCAACACGUGCCAUUAACCGCCGAGCCAUCUCACCAGGCCCCUAGGCAGGCCUCAGCAUCCCUGUUCUACUGUUGGUGUGGGGCUACAAUGGGAGCACAUGGCUCAGUUAGGUAGAAACAGGAUUUGAACUCAUGCUUCCUCUCAGUGCUUGACAUAACACAUUGCUCCUUACAAGACAUGAGCAUUCUCUUUCCCCACCCUGUGGCCUCCUCCCUUGCAAGAACAGAUCAUCACAUCCUGCAUGAAGGAUGGAGAAACAGGGAGCCACAGGAAUGAGCUUUCCACGAGUCUGGGCUUUUACUGCCUUGCCCCAUUCCUCCCACACUGCCCCUGACAGGGCCAGAGCUGAAAAUGAGGGCCCAAGGAAAUUCUUCGUGUCUGCACACCGACCGGGGCUCCGGGCUCUGAUGUCCUUGUGCUGGGGUAGGCCACAGACACAGGUCAGGACCUGGCUGAGCCUUUUUUGAGCUGAGGCUAUGGUAGAGUCAUGCAAGGCUGACUUUGGGACGCAUUGUUGUGAGGAAGAGGAAUAGAAAUGUCCCGUGUCUCCCUGACAGGCCUUUCCUGCCAGGACUGGGUUGUGCAGCCUUCAAGGCUUCCCAGCCAGCUAAGGCUCUACCUCUUGAGUGUUGCUGGGCUCACAAGUGUGAGAGGCUGGUGGUGGCAAGGACAGGGUGACGGCUGCUUUCCUCCCUGGCCUCAGCACACCACUCUACAUUUUGGUGCUGUCUCCUUUCCUGGUCUCUAUCUCAGGCUCACAUCCACAGUAUAAGCUUGUCACAAGUUAUGACACAGACCUCUUGCUCCCAGGGCCUCCAUAUCACUUUUCCUUGUAUUCAUAGAUGGUAGGGUUUUUAAUUUGGUUACAACCCACCCAAGUGCCAGUCGUGGCACACACCUUUAAUUCCACUGCUUGGGCGGCAGAGGCAGGAAGAUCUCUUUUGAGUUCCAGGCCAGCCUGAUCUACAGAGUGAGUUCCAGGACCACCAGGGCUACAUAAGACUGUGUCUUGAAAAAGCAAAACAGAACCUACCCCUGGAGGGCUAAGGGCUGGGCGGUCACUUUUUCUUCCCAUGAUAUUUUUCAAGAAUUUAGUAUAUGCUGACCAAGCUCCUGAAGGGGUGGGUCCCUUCUCUCACAGUUCAAACAUCCAAUGGUACCUGGACAGGUCAAGUCACUGUAACAAGUAGCUUUCCGCUCCUGUGUGCCAGGCGAGCAAGCCUUUGUUAAGACUGUGGAGCAUUCCAGGAUCACUGGGCAGGGCAGUGAGGGUAGCUCAGGCUAGACAUGUCCAGGGAACAGGGGAGGAGGCCAAGAGGCCCUGGCAGGAACUCCUCGAGGCCAUGCUCUGGGCCACAUGUUUUUCUGGCAGAGCAUCUGUUGAAAAAUUGUUAGAAAUUUGAACUCUGAAGCCAGGUGUGGUGGUUUUUGCCUGUAACCUCAGCUUUUAGGAAGAAGCAAGAUGAUUGUGAGUUCAAGGCUACCGUGGGUGACCUAGUGAGUUCAGACGAUGGUGGUGGAUCUGGACAAGCUCCCCUCUGUGUAUUUCAGACACUUGUACAAGCUUCUGAGGUGCCAGUCCGAAACACCCACCCUAUCCCCCAGCCCCAAAACACACAAUUCUGUGACCUUUGCAGAAUUUAGCUCACUCCUUACCACAGCGGUGAUUCAUGAGAAAACAGGCAGCACAGUGGUUAGGAAACACCUGGGGCCUGGCUUUUAUCCCAGGAUGGUCUAAGGAAACCCAGCAAAGCCCCAAGCCCAUAAUGCUGCACAUUAAGAGGGAAUCCUAAAUAUUGUUUAAUAACAUACAAGAAUAUAAGGUGGGGAAAAGAGGAAAUGCAGAAAAGGAAUCCUUUGGCAGAGGGAAAGAUGGAGGGCAUGGUUCUGGGUGGACAGGGAGGAGGUGGGCAAGUACAGGUGUUUGCUAUCAACAUUGUGGAGACAGUGAGACAACAUGAGGGGCUGAGACCAAGACUCUAGGUCUGAGUCUCUGGGUCCUCCACACACACUAGGGCCAAAGCAUGCACAGAGGCAGGGAAGAGCUUGGGGCAGAGGUCUUUGAAAAGUCUGGCCUGUUCAAUAGAGCAUUUCAAAAGAUCUGAAUGACCCUCUUGGUGUUUACAAGCCGAACAACUACUGUGGACUGUCCAGGAGGGACGCUUCAGGCUGGACUGUGGCCCUCUGUGGCCUGGCGGGAGAGCUAGAGCCGGACUGUUUGUCGGGCAGCUCAGUGGCACGCUCCCUGGCCCAGAGUUUGCCAGAGCAGAGGCUGUUGACACUUCUUGCAGCAGCACAGACUUGGGGUUUAUUCUUUGGCGUCUGGCCCAAUGCCCAGGCUGUGAGCUAGGUGCCCUUGGGGCAUAUUUCUGUACUGUGUUCUCUGCAGAUCUUGAAGUACUUCCCCACUCCCUGGGCUACACCACAGGUGGUGUGGAGCUUGGACAGGCCAGAACAGGACACACAUUUGGCCACAGGUUAACCCAGCUCCCAGGUGUUCUCACGAGCUGGGCGCCAACAGGCGCUGGGGCCUCAUCCACAGCUCAGCCCAUGAGGUGGACAGCGGCUGGCCACAUACAGACCGGACCUUAGCACCUCCUCUUCGCUGUGUGACAUGAAAUGAGGUGAUGUGAAUGUUCCCGUGAUCGUGCAUGGAGCCAGGUGUGGAGGUGCAGGCCUUGAAUCCCAGCAAUGGGGAGGCAGAGGCAGGUGGACAGCUCUUGAGUGUGAGGCCAGCUGGGACAUAGUGACACCCUGUCUCAAAAACAACAAAAAUCUCCAAGGAAAGAAGGAACAACUUCUGAUGACCCUGGCAGAUUAUUUUUAAAGCUUCCUUUUAUUUAUAUGCUCUCGGAGGGAACCAUGAUGUCACGUUGUCCAUGAUGGCCGUUCUUUUGGGCCCAAGCCAUCUUUGCAGUUGCAGACCUGCACCAUUGCCCCCAGCUCUUGACAGAUGCUUCUAAUUUAGCAAGCUUCGUUCCCUCCAACCACAGAAAUACAUUUUUUGACCCGGGACUGUUUCUGCCCUUUUGGCUGAAGCCUGCAGAACAUUCCUGUUCCUGAGGGCUCAAGGAAAGGAGAACAACAGAUUUAAUUAACUCCCAGUGACUGGCAGCAUCGUGUUUUUAUCUGGGCUGCGUCACCAUGGCAGCCUCAUGGUGGGGUUGUGGAGGGGGCGGGCAGAGCUAUUGUUCCUACCCUUGUCUGCUCUGGAACGCAGGCCCAGGAGGACAGGACUGGCAUGGUCACCAAGGGACACAUGGCUAAAGGCAGCCAGAGAGUCAGACAGGAGCCAUCUGGGGAGCCGGGGUGGCCAAGGCCUGGCACCCUUUCAGCCUGGGUCUUAAGCUGAUUGUGGGCACCAAAGCUGAGAGAGUGUGGGUGUGCCAAGGGCAGGCGGUUGUUUGGAGCGCCUGGAAAACCAUACUCGGCACGAGCUCAGGCUAGGGCUUUGCGGCUAGGCCUAAGUUCAAAUUAGCACUGCCAUCUGUACAGUUAACUGCUCUUCCAGUUCUCAGCCGAGUUGGAAACAAUUUGUUCCCUGUGUGUGUGUGUGUGUGUAUGGUGGUAGGGGGAGGUUGUGUUAAAGUCCUGAUAGAAGGCAUUCAGGAAAGGCCCGUUUCUGUCCCAUGAGGAUGGUGGCCGGUCUGUUGCUGGCUGCCCACAACUAAGCAGUCAGAGAUGCCCUCAGACUCCUGCUGAGGUAGGAGGUGAACCUUAGAGACUUUAUAGUGAGUGUAGGACUAGGUGGUUCCGAAAGAAAGACAAACCUAAUUUUCCACCCCUCUGCAGAGGGGGAAAGGAAUUAGUGGAAGGAAAAGGGAGGGCUGGAAGCAAGAGAGGUGCAGCCAGUGGGGUUUGCGCAUGAGUAGGUGGUGCGGGAAGUCGAGUUGGGGCUGGAAUCCGGCUGGCAGAGGCGCGCAGAGGAAGGAAAGCGGGCCUGGCCCACGCCCAGCACAAGGCUUCAGGAGCAGACAAAGGCAGGGCCGGCGGCGUGCAGCGGCAGCCGCUGCCAGCCUCGCAGGCGUGGCCAACAGCUGGAAGCAGCGCGGAGCAGAAGCUGGGCGCCAGGCGGGCUGCUGGUCGCUCGCGGCCCCGGGUGAGGUGAGCCCGCGCCGGCCGGCGCCAUGGAAAGGAGAGGGAGCCCAGGUUGUCCCCCGCCGGCGUGCGCGCCCGCUGAGCCCCGUCGCAGGCAGCCCCCGGCCGCGGGUCCCCGAGCGACGCUGGCGGCACCUGGGAGCGGGGCGCGGCCCCGGGGCCCCGCCGAGGAGCCCCGCGUCCAGUAAAGCUGCCGAGGCCCCGCCGCUCGCGCCGCAGCCAUGGUGAUGUCCCAGGGCACCUACACGUUCCUCACGUGCUUCGCCGGCUUCUGGCUCAUCUGGGGUCUCAUCGUCCUGCUGUGCUGCUUCUGCAGCUUCCUGCGCCGCCGCCUCAAACGGCGCCAGGAGGAGCGGCUGAGGGAGCAGAACCUGCGCGCCCUGGAGCUGGAGCCCCUGGAGCUGGAGGGCAGCCUGGCCGGGAGCCCCCCGGGGCUGGCGCCGCCGCCGCCGCCGCACCGCAGCCGUCUGGAGGCGCCCGUGCACGCGCACCCGCACGUGCACGCGCACCCGCUGCUGCACCACGGGCCGGCGCCGCCGCACGCGCACCCGCACCACCACGCGCUGCCGCACCCGCCGCCGCCGCACCUCUCGGUGCCGCCCCGGCCCUGGAGCUACCCGCGCCAAGCGGAAUCGGACACGUCCAAGCCGCCGUGCUACGAGGAGGCGGUGCUGAUGGCCGAGCCGCCGCCGCCCUACAGCGAGGUGCUCACGGACACUCGCGGCCUCUACCGCAAGAUCGUCACGCCCUUCCUGAGCCGCCGCGACAGCGCGGAGAAGCAGGAGCAGCCGCCGUCCAGCCACAAGCCCCUGUUCCUGGACCGCGGCUACAGCUCGGCGCUGCACCUGCCCAGCGCGCCGCGGCCCGCCGCGCCCUGCCCCGCCCUCUGCCUGCAGGCCGACCGCGGCCGCCGCGUCUUCCCCAGCUGGACCGACUCGGAGCUCAGCAGCCGCGAGCCCCUGGAGCACGGCGCCUGGCGCCUGCCGGUCUCCAUCCCCUUGUUCGGGAGGACUACAGCCGUAUAGGGGGGCGUCCGGCGCCCCGGGCCCCGCGGGCGAACUCCUGGCCGACCGCGGGGCUUUUUAAAUGCUUCCCUUGGACCGCGGGGAGGGGUGGGGGGAGGGCGGGAUUUCUUACCCUGUUUGUUACAUUUUGAGGAUAAUAAAGGUGUGUGAUCUGCUUUGGUACAAG